Messenger RNA from Sander lucioperca (pikeperch), 1375 nucleotides. RefSeq lists its product as uncharacterized. Lineage: Eukaryota; Metazoa; Chordata; Actinopteri; Perciformes; Percidae. Gene Ontology annotation, cellular component: nucleus; cytosol. The record is from RefSeq and is a predicted model, not a curated record. The transcript has 4 exons. The coding region runs from base 366 to 1070 and encodes 234 amino acids. Gene Ontology annotation, biological process: spermatogenesis.
AACCGGAGCAGCGGGGAGACUGUGGGAGGAGCGACGGGUUGAGAUCCAGGUGGUCGAGCCUGCGUAAAAACGCACCAAACACAAGUCAAAACCGAAAUAGUGAGUGUCAUAGAAAGAAAGUUCGAUGCUCGCACUCCUGGCACUUAUAUGAAUGAAUAACCUCUGUUCCGAGAACGCCUCCUGGAUCUGCUGCUGCAGAAAUAACCAAAAGAGCGGAACGCGCUGCGGUGGUGCGUUGCUGCCAUCUCCACAGAAAACGGACAAAACAGGACCAAACGGUUCGUUGUGAACUCUAGAUUUGUGACCGAAGAAGGCAACUUUUAUUUAAACAAUCAAGACGGCUUGUUUCAGCGAAAAGUGGAGAUAUGUUCAAGAAAAGCAAGAGUAAAGUCCUGGUGGAUUAUGCGUCAGAGGAAGACGACAUGUCCUGGCACUAUCAUCACUCCUACAAGGACAAAGACAUAGAAGGAGAGGAAGAGGAAGAGGAGGAGGAAGCUGUCACUGCAGUAUCCAAGGAGGCCAAGGUGAAGAAGAUCAUGUCCAAGAAAGAGAAGAGGGAGAAGAAGAUGUUCUCCUCUAAAGAUGAUGAGCACUUCUUGUUGACCGGAGUAAAGCUGGCGGACCGCAGAGGGUCUCACAAGAAAAUCAAGGAUGACGAGAAGGAGAAGGAAAAGAAGGACAAGCCAGACAAGGGCCACUGUUUCUGGGAGAGCGUUACCAUGACGAUGAGGCAAAUCUCCCCCACCAAAAAACUGGAGAAGAUGGAGGGUUGGGAGCCGCCUCACCUGGAGAACUUAACUGAGACUGUGACCGACGAAGCCCCAGAGGACAAGAGCCAGAAAGGGGGCUUGCCAGUGUCCUUCCCCGACUCUCUAGGCCUCCCGUUGGAACUGGCCUCCUGGGCGGGCCAAGGUCUUGAGGAGGACUCCUCCCGCUAUGCUAAUCUGUCGGACUCCAAGGAUUCAACAGCUGCCGUCAGGUGGACAGCCCGCGCCAAAGUCAAGCUGGCUGGCAUCAGCAGGAUGAGCAGAGGGAUUGUGUCAGAAAGUGCUUGGGAGGGGUUUAAAUAGGAGCCAUUUGACCUUCUAUGCCCCUCCCUCCUCACCAAUGUACCAUCAGUAAAGAGGAUGAAGAUCUGAACCAAAUAAAUGCUCGUCUCUGUUAUCUAGUUCUGGACGAAAACGGUGUUAAUGUCAACUGGUAUUGAGAUGCUGUUGUAAAGCCUUGAACAUAACACAUGACGUUUGUCCCUAUUGUUUUAGCUUUGAAGACCUUAAAGACAAUAUAUGUCAGUUUUAUGAAUGGGCUUUUUUUUUGCUACUUUUAAAUCACUGGCAUAAACUGUAAAUUACAACAAAUAAAAGCCUUAAACUAC